CGGAGUGCAAACUUCUGAAGUCAGCACGAUGGAUUAUAUCUGAUCAAUAUAAUUUAUGAUCAAAACGGUAGCGGACCCAUCUCGGGGAGAGGGACAAUCAAAGUGAAAGCGACGACGCCCUUGUUCAUUUAUUUAUUUUUCCGCAUGAGACUCACAGGAUGGGGAGUCCUAGUCUUCUUAUCUAUGAACUAACCGAUCCUUCACCUCCUCCAUUAUUUCUUCAUUACCUCCAGACUACCUGCUCUAUCUUCCUGUAUCCCCUUUAUUUAUAAUCCUUCUCUUCUCCUUUCCUUUCCUUUCCUUUCCUUUCCUUUCCUUUCCUUUCCUUUCCUUUCCUUUCCCACUCUACUCUCUGCCAUGUCUGUAUCCAUGAGGAAUCCGCCUCAGCGCCGCCGUUCCCUGGGUCCUGUCUCCCCGAAACGCAUCUAUAGGAACCUGUCCGUGAGACUGCGGGGCGGAGACUCGUCUGUUGCCGGGGAAACGGACACACCUAAGCAUCCUAGCAAGUCUGCGGCUGCUUACCAGACCCUGUGGGAGGCAGUGGAAAAUGAGGACACUUUGGCUGUACAAAGCCUGCUGUCCAGGGACCGCACCAACUGUGGAGGAGGAGGAGGCGCGUGGGAGAAAGGAGAGAAGAAAGAGAAAGACUGGGAGAGAGAGAGGGAGAAAGGGGUGAAUAGGGUGAGCGAGCAGGGCCUGGUCCCCCUGGACGUGGCUGCCCUUACCCACAAUUCCCCUCUGCUCCAUGUGUUGACAAAGGCCGGAGCCAGACACAACCCUGUCUUGUGUCGACCGGCAGAGUGGGCACUUAAGUUGGAUGCUCUGGUGGCGCUGGCAGCUAAACGAGUGGAGGAGAGGAAGGAGGCCCUGGUGGUGAGGGCAGGGGCGUGGCCGAACUCACAGGCCGACAUCCAGAGACAGCUCCACCUCUGGAGCCUCAGGCAGCAGCUGUACUGCCGGAUGAGGGAGAACUUCCAAAACACAGAACUCCCUGGCCCUCCCAGUCAUGUGUCCGUACUGGUGACCAGCUCCACCUCCCUGUUUGUGGUCAUCAAAGAGCCAGACAGCAGCAGCCUGGGGCUGAUCACACGCUACAGAGUGGAGUGGAGCACCUCAGCCAGCUUCAAACGUAUCCUCGGCUCAGCCCAAGUUACAGACACCAAGAGCCCUUCCCACAGCAUCACAGGGCUCACAACUGGAGUGCAUUACUUUGUAAGAGUGAGCGCCUACAACGUGAAGGGAUGGGGUCCGACGCAGUGCACUACUCCAGUCAGUGCUGCCCCCUCCAGCUGGAGAGAGUGCACUGGUGUGAAGUCGCAAUUAAGGAACCAAGAAGGGCUUGUGAGGAAACUGCUGGAACAGACCAGAGAGCCACAUUACAGGGGAUAUUGCAUAGAGAGCUCCAAGCCCCAGAGCCCUAGCAAGCGUCUGUCUAUGUCUCGAGGCAUCAAACAGCUGUUCCAGUCAGCCACCAAGUUUGUUCGCCUCCUACAGAGAGGUGUGUACCUGGCUACUGUGUUCUACCACAAGGACAACAUCCUGGUGACAGCAGAAGAUCAGCUCCCACUGGUGGAAAUCCAAUGCUGCUCCACCUCCAUCACCCAGGACUUCCUUUGGUUUGCCAAGCUGUCCUGUGCAUGGCAGCAGGUGCCCUGGCUCCAGCAGGCCCUCUCCUCUGCUCACUCGUCUUCCUCGUCACUCCUUCAGAACAGACACAACAUUUUAAGAGCCGUUUCCCAGCUGCAGUCAUCCCUGGGGACGGUGGACCUGGGCCAAGUCUACUAUGAGCCUCUGAAGGACCGACAAGGCAACGUCCUACUAGUGACCAUGAAGGAGUUCCCCAACCCUCCUCGGCCUCCUGACCCUCCGCUGCACUGGAUGCCCCUGGCACGCCUGGAAAAGAACCGCAGCCGAGCUCCUCUGCUGCCAGAGCCCACUGCCAUGGACACACUCAAUGAGCAGCUCAAGGAGAAGUUGUCCUUCCACAGGCACAGCAUUCAGUGGGCCCAGCCGGGUCUGUAUGUGGGCAUCCUGAAGCUGUGCAGCUCUGUAGAGCAGAUCCGGGUCCUGGUGCCCCAGAGGCUGCCAAACCUCCUCUGCCACACACGGGUCCGCCAUAACCCUCACGUGACCAGAGAUGAGUGGGCGUGGCUGCAGAGUCAUGUCUUCACCACAGCCAAUGGCAGCAUGCAGAACCUGUUGAGCGGCGAGGACGAGAGCUCGAUGGAGAGCAGCGGGCUGGUGGAGUUCGUCAGGGCCCUGAGAGCAGCUGUCACUCACCUCCUGACAAAGCUCAACAUCCCCCUCUACAGGGCAUAUCAGUAUGGUGUGUACACCCGGGAGCUGCUGCAAUUUGGAGACAAGUUGUCCAUGCUGCUGCUGCUGCCUCCCAGUGAGGACUUCAGCUCCAGCUACUGGCCUCUGGUGGGCACCAAGGAGCCUGGCCUCACCAUGCCCCUACAGAUCUUUGAGCUCGUUCACUUCUGGACGUAUGAGCGAGACUUCCUGUCCCAGUAUUGCCAGGCCUGGGUGAGGUUGGAGCUGGACACUCAUCUGUCUCAGCAGGCCCUGCGGGAGGCCUUGGACACCAAAGAAGUGCAGGAGGCCCGAGAACGCCUGAACCACAUCACCCAGCUGUCCCAGCGCCUUGAUGCGGUGUGGCGGGAUGCCCGCUGGAUUAUGGACUGUCUGCAGUGUGUGCGGUCCAAGCAGUGGGUGGGGGCAGUGCCACUGGGCCUGGUGAUGGGAGGAGAUCCACCUCCACGCCCUGAUGGUGAGGAAGAGGAAGAGAGUUUGACAGCCAGACUGACGUGGCCCCAUCGGCUACAAGCACAGAGAACUGUUGCAGAGAGCUUAGUCAGCGUGACUCCAGCAAAUGUGGUCAGUGCAGAGGUUUCUGCUCCAGCAGGUGUCCUGGUUGUCCAUGAAGAGACCGCUAUAGCGUUAAUGGAGGGCGUUGCUAAGGGAGGGUAUCCCGUAGACAUCAGCGCCCAAUCAACUGUGGACUUGGCAUGCAUUGGGCAGCCAGAAUUGGGAUGCGAAGGCACUUCAAUGCAAUCAGGCCUUGAGCAUGCCGCUGUUGGCCACCUGGAGAUGGGAUAUGAUAGUUUGGUUAUGCAGGAGCCUUACAUGGAAGAGCCGAGCUAUCCUCCCAGCAUCGGUGAAGUAAUCCAACCAAUGGAGAUGGCGGAGUUGGUGGACAUCUUGCCCACACUGAGUCUUAUCGAGGAAGAGACCCCAAGUGACCCUACAACACCAUCGGUAAUGGAUAUGCUAGAGAGCUUUGGACUGGGGAUCGACGAAAACAGUGCUUUCUUUGAUUUAGGGAAAUCAGACUUGAUCAUUGGAGCCGAGAGUCUUUCACACCCCAGUGUCAGCUGUAAUGACAGCAGUACUAUGGUGGCAGAGAACAGUUUGGGAGAGGGAUUCUGUGAGAAUAUGAUUUUACAAGGUCAAGACAUGUCUGCUGCAGUGAACACAGUGGAUGCCACUGCUACCGUCAUGUCUGCUUUGAGUUGGGAUUUACCUCCAGAGGAUACAGACACAGAGUUUCCCAACAAGGGGAAUGGUUUUCCACUGAGAAGCCAGGUGGAGUGGGUCAGACCCUCUCACCUGUCAUCCUGAUACCUCUUCAAGUCUUGGCAUACAUGAAGUUGUGUGGUUUCACCCAAUUCAAUUAUCAAACUAAAAGAAACAUGUAGGGUGCAGUGGCUACAGGCAAAUCAUCACCCUAUCAUCACCUGAGCACAGAUAAAUAGCCCUCUGCCAAAUAUCACUAACUAUUAAUGAAGAAAAUGCAGACCUGAAAAAAGAUUGGCUUGUGGUGCAAUUAGAUCACGGCUAAUCUAAUGAUGGACAUGGGAAGAGAAAGUACAAAAAACAUUUUUAAAAAAUGGACCGAUUUAUAUCCUUUGCACAUUUUUGGGGGGCUGUAGUCAAACUUUUUCAUGACGCAGGGUUCAGUGCAUUAAAGAGUAACUGAGCACCAUAUCACAUAGUGCUGAAAAGUGAUGCUGCACUGCCCUCUGGUGGUUGAUAUUGUCAGGCGUGUUGCAUUUCUGGUCACACCCACUCAACGAUGUAGCCGCAGGUGACAGCUGCUAAAAAAGCUGCUGCCACAACACUGACUGGGUGUGGCCAGAAGUGCCACAAGCUUGAAAGUGUCAGCCUGUGGAGGGCAGUGCUGCAGAUGUUUUCUGCUUGUGUUGAUUCGCUCUUUAAAGCAUCUUUUAUAAAAAAAAACCUAAGCAAGAGUAGUAGGUUUUAUAACUUGAAAAUCCACCAGUCACUACAGUACUUAGGAAACAUUUCCACUUAUCUUGGGAACCAGUAGGGAACUCAUUAAACAAUAGAUCACAAUAUCUUGAUAUUUUUCUGCAUGACAUCAUGUGC
Molecule: messenger RNA, 4392 nt
Organism: Myripristis murdjan (pinecone soldierfish)
Lineage: Eukaryota; Metazoa; Chordata; Actinopteri; Holocentriformes; Holocentridae
Product: ankyrin repeat and fibronectin type-III domain-containing protein 1
Exons: 19
Coding region: 358-3624 (1088 amino acids)
Biological process (GO): establishment of mitotic spindle orientation; regulation of establishment of bipolar cell polarity
Cellular component (GO): spindle
Molecular function (GO): protein binding
Source: RefSeq, a predicted model, not a curated record